CCCAAUUUUCCAACAAAAACCCAACUCGUCCACCGUCCAGAAUCUAGACUUCAAAGAUUCCGCCACACCUCGGAAACUACACAAAAUCAGCGACGCGCCGCCGCCCAAAUUCAUCACUACCAGAGCAAAUCAUGAGUUCGUUUACAUGGAUUCCUCUGGUUCUCAAUUUAUUCAUACUGUUAAUUUCACAUCCUACUAUCUCAGCCGCAUUUUCGAGCAAGCAAGGAUCGUCGGAAAUCCCAUCGGAGUUUUUAAAAUCCGCCAAAACGCCCGAGAUUUUCGACUACAUGGUGAAAAUCAGGCGGACUCUCCACGAAAAUCCGGAGCUCGGAUUCGAAGAAUUCGAAACCAGCAAGCUAAUUAGAAACGAGCUCGAUAGAAUGGGCAUCCCUUACAAGCACCCAAUCGCUGUCACCGGCGUCGUUGGAUAUAUCGGCACCGGAAAUCCGCCGUUCGUCGCCAUCAGAGCUGAUAUGGAUGCCCUAGCUAUGCAGGAAGCUGUGGAGUGGGAGCAUAAAAGUAAAGUUCCGGGAAAGAUGCACGCCUGCGGGCACGAUGCCCAUGUUGCUAUGCUUCUUGGUGCUGCAAAGAUUCUUCAGGAGCACUACAGUCAUUUGGAGGGUACUGUAAUGUUGGUUUUUCAACCAGCAGAGGAGGGUGGUGGUGGAGCAAAGAAAAUGAGGGAUGAAGGGAUAUUAGAGAAUGUCGAUGCAAUAUUUGGGCUACAUGUUUCUUCUCGUUAUCCCGUAGGAGUAGUUGCCACCAAAGAGGGCCCCGUUAUGGCUGCCAGUGGAUUUUUCGAGGCGAAGAUAAGUGGAAAAGGAGGUCAUGCCGCUAUCCCUCAACAAACUAUCGAUCCAAUUUUAGCCAGUUCCAAUAUUAUAGUUAGUUUACAGCAACUUGUCUCGCGUGAGGCCGAUCCUCUCGAUUCACAGGUGGUCACUAUCGCCAAAUUUCGAGGAGGCCAUGCAUUCAAUGUCAUUCCCGAUUCUGUUACAAUCGGUGGAACCUUCCGGGCAUUUUCGAAACAAGGUUUUAUUGAACUCAAACAUCGUAUAGAAGAGGUCAUCACCCUACAAGCUGCCGUCCAAAGGUGCAACGCGAGCGUGAACUUCUACGGAGAAGAAAAACCCUUCUACCCAGUAACAUCAAACGACAAAGAACUGCACCAACACUUCUUGAAAAUAGCAAGAAGCAUGAUCGGUGACGAGAAAAUCCAAGAGCUUCAGCCUUCGAUGGGAUCCGAGGACUUCUCGUUUUUUGCAGAGUCAAUACCGGGAUAUUUUUAUUAUGUGGGGAUGGUCAACGAGACAGAGGGACAGAUGGAAACAGGUCAUUCUCCUUACUUUAGAGUGAACGAGGAUGCGCUUCCUUACGGUGCCGCUUUACAUGCUUCACUGGCGGCAACUUACCUUCUAGAAGGUCGGUCUUCGGUGGAGGCUCAAAAUAGAAGCUUCCAUGAUGAAUUGUGAGUAAGUGCUGAAAAUGUUUUUUUUUUUUAAUCUUUUUUUCCUAUGUGAAUGGAACUAGAUGGAGAGAGCUAAGCUAGUCUUUAUUGUAUGAACUGUCUCAGCCUUGCUGUUAAUGACUAUGCUGUUCAAAUUGUUUUGCAUUUAUCUUUAAUUCGGAACCGGUGCCUCGUUGCAAAUGAUUUGAUAGAACUAAU
Messenger RNA from Erythranthe guttata (spotted monkey flower), 1666 nucleotides. RefSeq names its product IAA-amino acid hydrolase ILR1-like 4. Gene Ontology annotation, molecular function: IAA-Ala conjugate hydrolase activity. Gene Ontology annotation, cellular component: endoplasmic reticulum. The record is from RefSeq and is a predicted model, not a curated record. Gene Ontology annotation, biological process: auxin metabolic process. Lineage: Eukaryota; Viridiplantae; Streptophyta; Magnoliopsida; Lamiales; Phrymaceae.